AUGUUUCACCUUCUCACGAGGUCGAGGUCCUUGCUCGGCCGACAAUCGUUCCCAUGGCGGCAAUGCUAUUCUCAUGCAACGACUAGGUCAUCAGAGCCUCUACGGAUUCUCUUCUGUGGCUCUGACGACUUCAGUUGUGCAUCAUUGAAGGCCGUAUAUGAGGAGCAUAGCCGGAAUAAGGACCUGAUUGAGUCCCUAGAUGUCAUGGUUCUGCCCCCAAAACGCAUGGGCAGAAGCUUCAAAACACUCAGAGAAGUCCCCUGCAAGAUACUAGCAGAGGAUUUGGGACUGAGGAUUCACCAGCGUGAAACAUUCACGAAAUGGGAGCUACCCGAGGCCACGAACCUCGUCAUCGCUGUUUCUUUUGGCUUGUUCGUUCCCCCUCGGAUAUUGAGAUCAGCCAAGUAUGGGGGCCUCAAUGUGCAUCCUUCUCUACUCCCAGACCUUCGGGGACCUGCACCAAUCCACCAUGCCAUAUUAAGAGGCUAUCGCAACACCGGAGUUUCUCUCCAGACACUUGACGACAAAGCCUUUGACCACGGCACCGUGCUAGCCCAGACUCCUCGCCCAGGCAUCCCAAUACCACCCGGCUGCACCGUCCAGGAGCUCACGAGCCUCCUCGCACCCGUCGGAGCCCAGAUGCUCGUGCAAGGUCUGCGGGAUGGCGUGCACGUGCCGCCUCAUCAGAGGGUAGACUGGAAGGCCGAGGAUCUUAGAGAUAGGAAGCUUGUUCACGCGCCAAAAGUCACAAAGGCUGAUGGGCAGAUCAACUGGGGCGACUGGACGGCCGACGAGUUUGUACGGAGGGUGCGAGUGCUCGGAUCGAUCUGGACGCAUGCCGUUAACAAAAAGGGCCAGACCAAGAGGCUAAUCUUCCAGGACGCUGAGGUGGCAUCUCUGAUGGAUCUCGCCGUCUACGGCUCGCGAAUGUCUCUCCAUCUGAAUCUUGAGCCGGGGCUGGAGGGCCACAAGUAUGAGGCUCUUGUAACGGACCAGCGUGACGGGAGCGCCAUCAUCCACAUCCCCAGCGGCGAGUUGGUCCGGGUAAGGAAGAUUAAAGAGGAGGGCAAGCCGGAGCGAGACGCGACGAUUGUGCUCAAGUCUUUCCAAUAG
Molecule: messenger RNA, 1113 nt
Organism: Fusarium vanettenii 77-13-4
Lineage: Eukaryota; Fungi; Ascomycota; Sordariomycetes; Hypocreales; Nectriaceae
Exons: 4
Coding region: 1-1113 (370 amino acids)
Biological process (GO): conversion of methionyl-tRNA to N-formyl-methionyl-tRNA; biosynthetic process
Cellular component (GO): mitochondrion
Molecular function (GO): methionyl-tRNA formyltransferase activity
Source: RefSeq, a predicted model, not a curated record